Rhopalosiphum padi (bird cherry-oat aphid) is the source of this 4493-nucleotide messenger RNA. RefSeq names its product phosphatidylcholine:ceramide cholinephosphotransferase 2-like. Gene Ontology annotation, cellular component: Golgi membrane; endoplasmic reticulum membrane. Lineage: Eukaryota; Metazoa; Arthropoda; Insecta; Hemiptera; Aphididae. The transcript has 8 exons. Gene Ontology annotation, molecular function: ceramide cholinephosphotransferase activity; sphingomyelin synthase activity. Bases 600 to 1904 code for a protein of 434 amino acids. The record is from RefSeq and is a predicted model, not a curated record. Gene Ontology annotation, biological process: ceramide biosynthetic process; sphingomyelin biosynthetic process.
AACUAACAACACCAGUCCACCACGACUUACGCAUUUACGUUCCCAAUGUUCCCAUGUUACUAAUACAGGCAAAUUGCCUGAGGCAAUACACCAUAUUAUCAUUCUAUAGGCCGUUUUUCAUAUCAACAAUACGUCAUAAUAAAAAACGGACUCGGAAAAAAUUGAUAUCGGUCAAAUUAAAUCAGUGAUUAGUGUUUACCAACAAUCAUACACAGUUGUGAGUUUGUGACGUUUUUUUAAAAUUAUCAUUGUUAUUGUAUUAAGUAAUCACUAAUUCUAGAUUUUAGUUUUAUUUUAUUACCUACGUAAUAAAUUAAAUACGUUUUUAGUAUAUAUUUUCACUCAAUGUAUUAUUGAUAGUAUUUAUCUUUGUAACAACUGACAAAUGUGUAAAAAGACCAAACUACUACAUUAUUGUGGCAUUUAAUUUCCUUGAGGAGUACAAAUUGAUGGAGGUCAAUGUUUAAUCUAAACUUGAAUGUUAUCUAUUGUGUUAUUGAAAUUAUAUCAUUGUUUAAUAUGAUUUCAUCAAAUUUUAAUUCUAAAUAUAUUUUAUACCAAGAUCAAUAUAGAAGCACUUUAUUUGGAUAUCGUACGGGAUGGUACUAGAAUCGAAAGGAGAGCCUAGCACUGAUGGAAUCCAAAAUAGAAUUGGAAUUAAAGGGGUUUCCUAUACAUGUAACGAAGAUCAUAAAAAAGAAUUCGUUCAUAUUGAAAUUGACAUGCCUCCAGCUAAUGGCCAUUUAAAUGAACGUCAAAGGCAGCCAUUGUUGGGCUUAUGUAAACAGGUGACAACAGCUAUUAGUAAUGGUGUCGGUUGGGAACCAAGAAAUGAUUCAAAUACAGACAAUUGUGAGCACCAACGACCUAAUAUGGGUCAUAUACACCAAGCAUUGGUAGACAACAAGCAUCAAUCUGAUAGUGGGACAACACCUAUUGAAGAUGAAAAUGGGUUUAGCCACAAAUAUCUCAACAAUAAUGCCAAUGGAGCAACUGUGCACAUAGAUAUACCAAAUAAUGCUAAUGUAUUAUCAUCAAAUGAUAAAAUUAGGAUCCCACAAGAGAAAUUCAAGACUUUUGUUGCUUUAAUACUGUUGAUUGUGAAUUUUUUAAUCACCACUACAUCUUUGGCUGUUGUUCAUGAAAGAGUGCCUGAUCGUAGUCUGUACAAACCAUUACCGGAUACAUUUUUAGAUGCUGUACCUGCUCGAGACUGGGCAUUAGAUGUAUCAGAAAUAUUUAUCAUUGUCAGCACAAACUUAACAUUGUUAAUUAUUGCCAGUCAUAAGUAUAGGUUUAUUGUACUACGUAGACUGAUGUUCAUGUUGUCUCUUCUAUAUCUCCUUCGCUCCAUCACUAUGUUUGUAACUGUAUUGCCCACUUCUAGUACCACUUAUUAUUGUUCGCCUAAAGCCAACUCAACAAAUCCAGUAUUGAUUGCUAGACGUGUUUUCCAGUUGUUUUCUGGUUUUGGUUUGUCAAUCAAUGGCAAGCACACAUUUUGUGGCGAUUAUAUAUAUAGUGGACAUACCACAAUUUUAGUGAUGAGUUACUUAAUCACCGUUGAAUACUCUCCCAGACGAUGGUAUAUAUUGCAUUGGGCUUCAUGGUUGAUGGCAGCUGUUGGAGUAUUAAUGGUACUCAUAGCACACGGUCACUAUACUAUUGAUGUGAUUAUUGCAUACUUGGUUACUACACGGCUGUUUUGGAUAUACCAUACAUUAGCUAAUAAUGUUUAUCUAAAGCAUAGCAGUUCCAAUAAUUACUUAUCACGAUCAUGGUGGUUUUGGAUGUUCAAAUAUUUUGAAGGAAAUAUCAAUGGUCCAAUACCUCGUCAAUAUGAUUGGCCUUUACCAUGGCCUCGACGUUUCACAGCUGCUAAAUAUCCAAAUCGAGAUAGUUAGCCCAGGUCACGAAUCUCAUCUAUAAAAAAUGUUCCUUGGCUGUAAAAUAAUAACAAAAUAAAAACAAUAUCACAUAAACUAAUUAACAUUUCCAUACUCACAACUAUUCCUACUUCUUUGACAUACAUACAUACAUACAUACAUAAUAUAUAUAUAUAUAUAUAUAUAUAUAUGUUUAUAUUUGAUCUUUAAAAUGUAUUAUAUGUAUAUAUUUAUAUUGUUACAUGCCAACUGUUUGCUCAAACAAAUUCAAAAUUUAUAUAUACUAACAAAAACAAACAAAAAAUGUUAUGCUUAAAAUUAUUAAAAUGACAAAACCUGAAAAUCGUUGGAAAUUUUUUAAAAGUAAUAAAAUAAAAAUAUUUAAAAAAAAUCUUAAAAUUUAUCAAAUCUAUGUUACUUUAAUAAUAAUAAUUGUUUUAAGUUUUAUUAGAAAUAAAACUGGAAUUUAUAGUUUUUAGAAACAUAUUCUGGGAAUUUGAUAAUAAAAGUUUUAUUAUUUUAAAGUAAUUAAUUCUUUUUAAAUACAAUUUUAAAUUCAUACUUUAAUAUAUUUUUAGAUAAUACCAGUAAUUAUAUAUUAAUUUAUUAAUAAUUUAAAAGUGUGUAACAAUAUAUGUAUAUAUAUUAUAAACAUUGUGUUAAAAAUGUAUUUGUGUAAAAAGAAUUUAGUGGAACACCCACUCAUAUACUUAAAAUAUUUAUCUACAUAUAAAUAUAUAUAAAUAUAUAUGUGUGUAUAUGUAUAAUAUAACAAUCAAAGUAAGUAUUUACUCCUUUCAAUUUACAUUUUAAAAUUAAUAUGUAUAUUUUUUGCCAAUUUUUCUUACUCCAUCUUUCUCCUUACAGUAUUAAACAUUUUUUUAAACUAAAUUUAAUACCUAAAGUCAUCAGUAUUUUUAAUCAGUAAUCCAUAAUCAUUCUUCAAUAUGCAUUCAUGAAUUUACUUAUAAAUAUUUACAUAUAAACAUAAUUAUUUAUUGAAAACCCCACUUUUUUUUUUAUUGAUAAAUUGUGGUUUCUUUGUUUUUAAUUUUUAAUGUUUAAAAAUGGUUAUUUUUGUUUUAUUUUUAAUAUUUAAAUUAAGUUAUUUUUUUUACUUUGGUUUAUUUUACAAAACUGUCUGAAAAAGAACAAAUAUGGUUUUUUAAUAAUAAUUUAUGUUAUCAGUGGUGUAUUUUCAAUGAUUUGUGCUAAGGGUCAUAAAGUAUCUUUUAAUCUAUUUUAUUAUUUUACAUUUACAAAACAUGUAACUAUACCAUGACUAAUAUUAUACUUAUUAAUUUAAUAGCUCUUGAUAUAAUAGUUAUUAAUGAAAUUAAAUAUUUAUUAUAUGAGAAUAAAAUUUAUAUAAUAAUAGAAUUUUUAGAUGAAGAGAUUAUAAUACUCUAGGACAAUUCUUGUAAAUAUGCCACUUUAUUAUGUUAUUAUAGUUACUUGUUCUUGUUUUUCUUUGUUGUUAAAACAAUAAUGUUGUAGCAUAGAACAAAAUGAAUUAUUAUUAUUAUUAUUAUUAUUAUUAUUAUAAAAAAAAAUAUUUAUGUUAACUUAAUAUUUAAUUAUUAUUAUCUAGUCUUUGUUAAUUCUAAAACAAUUUUUUAUCAAGAUCAGAUCUCUUGUGUUUAAGAGGGUGAGUUUGACUAUUUCUUCUCCGUGUAAAUCUACCAAAUAUUUUGGUAAGAUCUGCUCUUGAAACGAUGCAAUAUAAUUACUUGAUUUACUAUGUAUAAUUAUUGUAUAAAUCUAAUCAAGUUUUUUUUUUUUAGUUAAUUUUUUACUGUUUUAAAUUUCACUUGACUUCUUAAUCAAUGUUUAAAGAGUUAAGUGAUGUAUUCCCUAAAAUGUUAGUGAGGUGAAACAUUUGCAUUUAAAUUGUAAUUCUAUAUGUUUUUAUAAUCAAAUAGUACAGUUUAUUUUCGAUGAAUUAUCAAUUGAGGUCCGUCCUUAUAAAAAGUAUUGAUAUCAGUGGUUAAUAUUAACAAUGUAAUGAAUAAAUAAUGACUAUAUAAUUAUUAUUUAAUUCUUGUUGAAAACUGUUGUAUACAUUCCUAGAAGUCAUUAUGGACUGGAAAUGGCAAAAGAGUAAUAUUUUUCAUUCCGUUCAGAAUAUACAGUUUUAUCAAAUAAAUACCAGUCAUUUACUCCAUUUAUGUACAAAAAUUGUGCUAAAUGGUGUUAUAUUGCUUACAAGCAGCUUUUUUCGUGCUUCUUUAGAUUGUCUGUGAUAGUCUUUGUGUGUUGCACUGACUAGCUAGGAAAUAAUGUUGUUACCUACCUGGAGUUUUUAUUUUUUCUAUAAAUCCAGAUAUUGUUUCGAAGUUAUGUGUUUUUUUUUCUUAAUAAUAAUGACAAUUAAAUAAAUUGUCCGUUUCUGUGAUUUAAUGAAAAAAAAAAAUAAUAAUAGUUGUAAAAAAAAAGAAGAAAAUAAUCAAAUAAUUUUGUUUUAGAAUGUUAAGAAAAUUUUAGUCCUUUUAAUGUUCUGAUAAUUUUUCAUUGUUAUUUGUAAGGGACUAUUUUUAAAUGUACAAUUAUAAUUUUCUAUCAGUAUUUUGAAUAUUAAUAAAAUUAAAUUUGUAGUGUUUUUGCUUA